This is a messenger RNA of Suricata suricatta (meerkat), 1034 nucleotides long. RefSeq names its product G protein-coupled receptor 39 (gene GPR39). Lineage: Eukaryota; Metazoa; Chordata; Mammalia; Carnivora; Herpestidae. Bases 108 to 1034 code for a protein of 308 amino acids. Gene Ontology annotation, biological process: G protein-coupled receptor signaling pathway. The transcript has a single exon. The record is from RefSeq and is a predicted model, not a curated record. Gene Ontology annotation, cellular component: membrane. Gene Ontology annotation, molecular function: G protein-coupled receptor activity.
GCCCUGGGCCGCCUCUGGUGAGUUGCAGCCCAGAACUGCGGGCUCUGCGGGGAGGAGGAAGGCAAGCUGACGAGGUCUCUGGGCCCGGUGGCGUGGCUUUCAUCCCCAUGGCUGCGCACAGGGACCCCAGCAGCGACUGCUCCUAUGUCAUCGAUCAUACCCAUGUGUCCGAGUUCGAGGUGGCCACCUGGAUCAAAAUCACCCUCAUCCUGGUGUACCUGGCCAUCUUCGUGGUGGGCAUCCUGGGGAACAGUGUCACCAUUCGGGUCACCCAGGUGUUGCAGAAGAAAGGUUACUUGCAGAAGGAGGUGACGGAUCACAUGGUGAGCCUAGCUUGCUCGGACAUCUUGGUCUUCCUCAUCGGCAUGCCCAUGGAGUUCUACAGCAUCAUCUGGAACCCCCUGACCACGCCCAGCUAUGCACUGUCCUGUAAGAUUCACACUUUCCUCUUCGAGGCCUGCAGCUAUGCCACGCUGCUGCACGUGCUGACGCUCAGCUUUGAGCGCUACGUGGCCAUCUGCCACCCCUUCAGGUAUAAGGCCGUGUCGGGGCCCUGCCAGGUGAAGCUGCUGAUUGGCUUCGUCUGGGUCACCUCCGCCCUGGUGGCGUUGCCUCUGCUUUUUGCCAUGGGGGUCGAGUACCCCCUGGUGAGCGUGCCCAAUCACCGGGGGCUCCGGUGCAACCACUCCCGCACGCGGCACCACGAGCGGCCGGAGACGUCCAACAUGUCCAUCUGCACCAACCUUUCCAGCCGCUGGACUGUUUUCCAGUCCAGCAUCUUCAGCGCCUUCAGCAUCUACCUCGUGGUCCUGGUGUCCGUGGCCUUCAUGUGCUGGAACAUGAUGCAGGUGCUCAGGAGGAGCAGCCAGGGCGCGCUGGCCGGGAAGGGCCUGCGGCCGCAGCUGAACAAAGCGGAGAGCGAGGAGAGCAAGACAGCCAGGAGGCAGACCAUUAUCUUCUUGAGUGAGUCCUUCGGGGGAGGGAGUCCUUGGGGGGGGGCGCUGGCCUCCCCCAACUCUCCGUGGUCCUUUUAG